This is a messenger RNA of Callithrix jacchus (white-tufted-ear marmoset), 9865 nucleotides long. RefSeq lists its product as uncharacterized. Gene Ontology annotation, molecular function: RNA polymerase II cis-regulatory region sequence-specific DNA binding; DNA-binding transcription repressor activity, RNA polymerase II-specific. Gene Ontology annotation, biological process: regulation of immune system process; negative regulation of transcription by RNA polymerase II; regulation of cytokine production. NCBI's taxonomy places the organism in Eukaryota, Metazoa, Chordata, Mammalia, Primates, Cebidae. Gene Ontology annotation, cellular component: nucleoplasm. The record is from RefSeq and is a predicted model, not a curated record.
CGUAGCUAAAGAGUCCGUGUCGUCUUCAAACCCACAGUGGGGAAAAGCCCUGUGCCUGAGAGUCAGGGAAGAGGGAGACCCUUUGGCUGUGGUUCCAUUUGCAGGUGGGAACAGGAUUUGCCAGUGUAUUCAUAGCUCACACCUCCAUCCCCAAAGAGGUAACACUACAGAAGCAUCAGAGAGAGGACAUGUCAGUCCCAGCUGUAAUGCAGAAACAUCAGAGGGACUGACGUGUCCAGCUGUAACACUGCAGAAACAUCAGAGCGAGGACGUGUCAGCUGGGACUCUGGUGGGACUGAGCUGUAGCUGGAGCCAUAGGAGGCUGACAAAAUCAGCACUGCACCAUGAAUUGCUACUUCAUGUGUUAUGAUACUGGAUGCUGAAGUGAGGGGAAUGCAGACAUGGGGUAGGGGUAGCCCAGAGAAACUUAGGGUAUCUGCAUACAAACUGGCUGCUGUACAGACACUGAGGACAUUCCCCCCCGCCCCCCAGGCCUCUGUUCAAGUCUUCAUGGGGGCCAUCCCACCACACAGGAGACUAUAGGGGCCUGGGAAUCAGGGUGUGGCCUAUGAGUGUGAGCCUCCUCCUCUGGGAAAAAGAAAAGGUUUGGGUCUACUCAGCGUCAUGUUUGCAGAUUCCAACAGGCAGGAUCCUAGUGACAGUCAGCCUGUGCUCGCUGCUGGCUCCUGGGCUGUGUGUGCUCUGGUCCGCCAAGUGUGAUGGGCUGGGCUGGGGUCAAACACACAGCCAACUCAGGAGAGGGAUGCCCGUGGGGGAACAUGUGGCUCUCAGCAUUGGAAGGACAGAGCUAGGAUGAUGGUUUUCCAGUGGCACUUGUUCAGGUUCUCAUCCACGUCUCAGCUUGGCCAAGGCCUGUCACUGACUCAUUUACCAAAGUCGACGUGAUGAGGAGCCUUUGCACUUGAAAGGACAGUGGUAGCUUCAGAGCAGAUAAGGCGGAGCUGCUCAUUUUUGCUAGCUUUGGUGGCCACUUCCCCCUCCAACUCCCUGUCUCAUCUUACCCUUAUUAUGCCUCCUCGAUUGGAGGGUUGAAUAGGAAGCUGAACAGAGAGCUGAAUAGGAAGGACUUGCCAUUACCUAAGGCCGUGCAUGACACCCUCCUGGGGACCUCCCCACCCCAGUGUAAUGGCCCUGUAUGGCAGAGACAGAAGGGUGGGCUGGGGGCCAUUUGCUUCCUGUGGCCUUAAGCCUACUACACCCCAUCCCUACCUAGGACCUUACCGUCAAGGAAAUUAAUGGUCUUUUAAAUGGAAAAAAUUAAAAGAUGAGCAUUUGCAACUUAAAAUAGAUGUAGUUUCCUUGACAGUAGUGUGGACCCCUACAACACAGCCUCCUGUCUCUAUUCCAGGGCAUGGUUCAUUUUUUUUUUUUUGAGAUGUAGUUUUGCUCUUGUUGUCCAGGCUGGAGUAUAAUGUCAUGAUCUCAACUCACUGCAACCUCCACCUCCUGGGUUCAAGUGAUUCUUCUGUCUCAGCCUCCUGAGUAGCUGGGAUUACAGACAUGCGCCACCACACCAAGCUAAUUUUGUAUUUUUAGUAGAGCCAGGGUUUCUCCAUGUUGGUCAGGCUGGUCUCAAACUCCCGACCUCAGGUGAUCCAUCCACCUCGGCCUCCCAAAGUGCUGGGAUUACAGGUGUGAGCCACCAUGUCUGUUUGUUUGUUUGUUGAGACAGUGUCUGUCUGUUGCCCAGGCUGGAGUGCAGUGGGGCAAUCUCGGCUCCGCCUCCUGAGUUGAAGCCAUUCUUUUGCCUCAGCACCUUGAGUAGCUGGGAUUGCAGGCUUCCACUAAUACACCUGGCUAAUUUUGGUAUUUUUAGUAGAGACGAGGUUUUACCAUGUUAGUCAGGCAGGUCUCAAACUGACCUCAAGUGAUCAGCCCAUGUUGUUCUCCUGAAGUGCUGGGAUGACAGGCGUGAGCCACCGUGCCUGCCUACGUACCAUGAUUUUAAAGUUGCAGUGGUUCCCUACUGCUUGUAACUCAGUCUUGUCUUUUCAGUGGUAACCAAUUUCUGUUUCAAACUGAAAGGUGCAUGAGGGGGAGUUCUGGUAUUAGUCUGUUUUGUGUCACCGUAAAGGAACACCUAAGGCUGGGUAAUAUAUAAAGAAAAGAGGAUCGGGCCGGGCGCGGUGGCUCACGCCUGUAAUCCCAGCACUUUGGGAGGCCGAGGUGGGUGGAUCAUGAGGUCAAGAGAUCGAGACCAUCCUGGUCAAUAUGGUGAAACCCUGUCUCUACUAAAAAUACAAAAAUUAGCUGGGCAUGGUGGUGCGCACCUGUAGUCCCAGCUACUUGGCAGUCUGAGGCAGGAUAAUUGCUUGAACCCAGAAGGCGGAGGUUGCGGUGAGCCGAGAUCCUGCCAUUGCACUCCAGUCUGGGUAACAACAGCGAAGCUCCGUCUCAAAAAAAAAAAUUAGAUAUUUAUAAUUACAUAAAAAUUAUAUAUUUAUAAUUUUUUUAAGUAAAAAUAACCUUUCUACUUUUUCUCAUUUGGAUCCUGUUUCUGGGAAUUUUUUUUUUUUUGAGAUGGAAUUUAGCUCUGUUGUCCAAGCUGGGGUGCAGUGGUGCGAUCUUAGCUCACUGCAACCUCCGUCUCCCAUGUUCAAGCGAUUCUCCUGCCUCAGCCUCCUGAGUAGCUGGGACUACAGGCACCUGUCAUCACGCCCAGCUAAUUUUUUGUAUUUUUAGUAGAGAUGGGGUUUCACCGUGUUAGUGAGGAUGAUCUCAAUCUCCUGACCUCAUGAUGCCCCUGCCUUGGCCUCCCGAAGUGCUCUGAUUACAGGCGUGAGCCACCGUACCCAGCCAGAAUUUUUUUUUUUCAGUUGACUGAAACUCCAUUUUAAAUGUGUUUGGUCCCUCUGUUUCCUUCUUUCCUUGUUAGUAUGAUGUAAAAUUUUAUUGGCCUUCUCAAAAACUUAAAAUCUCUCUAAAUUGGUUUAUUUAAGAGUUGUUCUCCCAUUUUCUUCUACUCUUUCUUCCUUUUGCUGUCUUUGAUACCACAUAGAGAAAUCUGGAAGCGUCUUCUAAUGUCCCUGAGACCCUCUGAGGAACACAGAAAAAGUGUCACAUAUACCUUCUAUGGAGUCUUCUGUCUUCCUCAUGGAGUCCUAGAGUAGCAGGCAGUUUAUUUGAAGCCUAAAGCUCUGAUCUCUUUUACAUUGAGUUCUCUGAUGUUUUGGCCUGGGGGGUUCUAUGAAAGAACAUGAUCUUUGGGUGAGUAAUGGCUGGUAAGUUACUGGCAAGGGCUGCAGUUUUGGCGGUAGGUGAUAGCAGCUGUCAGUGAGUGGUUAUUACUGCAGGGUCUACUAAUUCCUCUGCAUGUUUAAAUAAGAAAACCAUUGUUUGAACACUUGGAGACUUAUAGAAACACUCAUCACCAAGGGAUCAGAAUCCUGUCGGAGAUGGGCUGAUCACAGAGUGGGCUAAUUGGUGCUAGGUCUCCCACGAGCCUCAGGGAAUGUCCAUGCAGUGAGGUGCACUGUGGAAGCACAGCCCUGUCCUAUGGUAUUUCCAUCUUGUGAGGGACUCAAGAUUCCAUAUAAAAGUGGGAUUCAGCCGGGCGUGGUGGCUCACGCAUAUAAUCCCAGCACUUUGGGAGGCUGAAGCGGGUGGAUCACGAGGUCAAGAGAUCGAGACCAUCCUGGUCAACAAGGUGAAACUCCAUCUCUACUAAAAAUACAAAAAUUAGCUGGGCAUGGUGGUGCACACCUGUAGUCCCAGCUACUCAGUAGGCUGAGGCAGAAUUGCUUAAACCCAGAAGGCGGAGGUUGCGGUGAGCCGAGAUCGUGCCAUUGCACUCCAGUCUGGGUAACAACAGCGAAACUCCAUUUCAAAAAAAAAAAGUGGGAUUCUUGAUUUUUAAAGUGCUAGAUGCUCUGCCUUUCAACUGUGUCACUUUUUACAUAGAAGAGGUUUCCAUCAUGUUGGUCAGGCUGGUCUCGAACUCCUGACCUCGUGAUCUGCCUGCCUCGGCCUCCCAAAGUGCUGGGAUUACAGGCGUGAGCCACCGCACCCGGCCUAUAUUUUUCAGUUUUAAAAAAUGCAGCCCUGCUUGAGUCGACAUCUUCAAUCAUUGCAGAUCGCUAACUGAAGCUGUCCCACUCCCCAGGAAGGAAGAGGACAAAACAAAUUGGCCAUGGUUAAAGAUGUGAUGGUAAAAAAAAAAAAAAAAAAUGGUCAUUUUAUUUUUUUGUGGCUGAAAACUCAACAUAAUAAUCAUAAUUGUGACUGAUAGCAUACCAUAUACCAGUCAUCUUGUUGUUCAAACCAGGAUGAGAAGUGGAAAAUGUAUUAGAAAAUAUCACUCAGCACUGGGCACGGUGGCUCAGGCCUGUAAUCCCAACACUUUUGGCAGCUGAGGCGGGUGGAUCACGAGGUCAAGAGAUCGAGACCAUCCUGGCCAACACAGUGAAACCCCGUCUCUACUAAGAAAGACACAAAUUAGCUGAGCAUGGUGGUGUGUGCCUGUAGUCCCAGCUACUUGGGAAUCUGAGGCAGGAGAAUCACUUGAAGUGGGAGGCAGAGGUUGCAGUGAGCUGAGAUUCAGGCAGAUCACUUGAGGAGUGGAGUUCGAGACCAGCCCUACCAACAUGGUAAAACCUUGUCUCUACUAAAAAUACAAAAAAUUAGCUGGGUGUGGUAGCAUGUACCUGUAAUUUCAGCUAUUCGGGAGGCUGAGCCACAAGAAUCUCUUGAACCCAGGAGGCAGAGAUUGCAGUGAGCCAAGAUUGUGCCACUCCACUCCAGCCCGGGUGACAGAGCAAGAUGCUGUCUCAAAAAAAAGAAAAAAAGUUUAAAUUAUUUCAAAGUAACAAAGUGUAUAUUAAAACAUUCCAAACAUGAUGAGCCUUCUUGCCCUACAAGGAUUUACAAGUAGAAUCAGUUAGGUGGACAGUUAUAGCUGACAGUCGACAGAGAGUUAUAGAUGGAGGUAGGUAUAGAGGGAGGGAGGCAAAAAGAAUUAAGAAAUUUCACACCUGAGAAUUGUCUGCAGUUCCCAAAAACAAGACAAACUCCUGAGGUCAGGAGUUCAAGACCAGCCUGUCAAACAUGGUGAAACCCCGUCUCUACUAAAAAUACAAAAAUUAGCCGGGCGUGGUGGUGCACACCUGUGGUCCCACCUAGUAGAGAGGCUGAGUCAGGAGGAUCACUUGAAGCUGGAGGCCGAGGUUGCAGUGAGCCUAGAUCGUGCCACUGCACUCCAGCAUUGGCAACAGAGCAAGAUCCUGUCAAAAAAAAAAUCAAAACAAAACAAACACUUAAAUUGGUUCCAAGAAAAAAGGAAAAAAGUCAAUAUUGUGAUGUGUGGGGCCAGACAAGAACUAGAUGGUCUAAGGACAAGCAAGCCUGGGGAAGUACCUUCUGCCCAUCCAAAUUACAAGGAAAACAGACGCCUUGGGCAAGCCUCCAAAAACAAUCACAGACUCAAGACAAAUACAGGCUUACAGGCUGAGAAUUCUCAUGCCUGUAAUCCCAACACUUUGGGAGGCCAAGGCGGGUGGAUCACGAGGUCAAGAGAUCGAGACCAUCCUGGUCAACGUGGUGAAACCCCGUCUCUACUAAAAAUACAAGAAAUUAGCUGAGCAUGGUGGCACGUGCCUGUAAUCCCAGCUACUCGAGAGGCUGAAGCAGGAGAAUCACCUGAACCCAGGAGGCGGAGGUUGCGGUGAGCCGAGAUCGCGCCAUUGCACUCCAGCCUGGGUAACAAGGGGGAAACUCUGUCUCAAAAAAAAAAAAAAAAAAAAAGAGAAACUGACCUUAGGCCGGUCGCGGUGGUCCACACGUGUAAUCUCAGCACUUUGGGAGGCUGAGGCAGGCGGAUCACGAGGUCAGGAGUUUGAGACCAACAUGGCCAAACCCCGUGUCUACUAAAAAUACAAAAAUUAGCCAGGUGUGGUAAUCCCAGCGACUCUGGAGGCUGAGGCAGGAGAAUCACUAGAACCCGGGAGGUGGAGGUUGCAGUGAGCCGAGAUUGUGCCACUGCCCUCCAACCUGGGCGACAAGAGCAAUACUACGUCUCAAAAAAAAACAAAAAAACACCUUAAACAUUUACGGGACACUGACACAGACAGAAGUCAAACCCAUGCCCAGUACGCACAGUCGGUGAGAGACAGAGCUGGGAAGGGAACCCAGAGCUCCAGGCAACGACUCCUCCACCCACACCUGCCCUACGCGGUGCGUUUUCUCUCCCGUGCUCCCCGCUGGUGUUGCCUUCUGGAACCUUGGCAGUUUCUGCUUUCGUACCUGCAGGGUCUAGUCUCGGGGCUGCUUGGGUGGGCGCCGGGAACCCGUAACCCGGAGGCAGGACUACCCACCAGCGCCACCGAGACCUUGAAAGCCCGUGGCAGCCACGUAACUCCAUUUCCCAGCGCCCCGCGCAGCGGCGCUUGGACGUUGCCAUGGAGACCGGUAAGGGCCCCGCCUCUACGGCGAGAAACUGGCGGGAACCACAUGACCCCGAAGGCUGCGCGCAGGCAUCCGCGGCGUGCAUUGGGCCAAUGAGAACCGGAGGGCUGGACUUCCGGCGGCGGGGCUGUCACUUCGCUGCUCGCGUCAGGCCACACCGGUGGUCUGGGCCGGGGCCCGCGGGUUGGGGCCGGUUUCCAGGAGGUUCCCGGGGCCCGAGGCGGGCGGCGAGGAAGGACCAGAUGGCCUUCGAGGAUGUGGCUGUGUACUUCUCCCAGGAGGAGUGGGGGCUCCUGGACACAGCCCAGAGGGCCCUGUACCGCCGUGUGAUGCUGGACAACUUCGCACUUGUGGCCUCACUGGGACUCUCCACCUCUCGACCUCGUGUGGUCAUCCAACUCGAGCGUGGUGAGGAGCCCUGGGUUCCUAGUGAAACGGACAUGACCAUGUCCAGGAACACCCACAGGAGGCGCAACCCUGGUUCCUGGGGUUUGGCAGAAGAUGGAGAUGUUUCUGGAGAAGCGGCAAGGCAACGGGCUUUUCCAGAUACCCUACCCGUAAUGACUGCUAGUGUCUUCCCCAUUGCCGGUGCCUGCCACAGUACAGAAGGCCUGCAAGGCCUGCAGCAACAACGGGGUGCCUCCCCAUCUCGGGAGAGAAAACCCACGGGGGUGUCUGUGAUCUACUGGGAGAGGCUCCUGCUAGGCUCAGGCAGUGGGCAGGCCAGCAUCAGCCUGCGACUGACCUCCCCGCUCAGGCCUCCUGAGGUUGGCCAGCUUAGGGAAGAGACCCUCACAGAGCACCCAGUGCCUGGGAUGCAGCCCAGGACGCCCGAGCGGCAGAAGCCAUGUGCACAGGAGGCCCCUGGGAGAGCCUUCAGGAACACCCUGGACCUGGAGGCUGCCAGCGGUCAGGGGGAUCACAGAAUGGGUGCGGCUUGGCAGGAGCCUCAGAGACUCCUCGGUGGCCAGGAGCCCUCCACCUGGGAUGAGCUGGGCGAGGCUCUCCACGCUGGGGAAAAGUCCUUCGAAUGCAGGGCGUGCAGCAAAGUGUUCGUGAAGAGCUCCGACCUCCUCAAGCACCUACGCACCCACACGGGGGAGCGGCCCUACGAGUGCUCCCAGUGCGGCAAGGCCUUCAGCCAGACGUCGCACCUGACGCAGCACCAGCGCAUCCACAGCGGCGAGACGCCCUACGCGUGCCCCGCGUGUGGCAAGGCCUUCAGGCACAGCUCCUCACUGGUGCGGCACCAGCGCAUCCACACGGCCGAGAAGUCCUUCCGCUGCUCCGAGUGCGGCAAGGCCUUCAGCCACGGCUCCAACCUCAGCCAGCACCGCAAGAUACACGCGGGCGGGCGUCCCUAUGCCUGUGCACAGUGUGGCCGCCGCUUCUGCCGCAACUCGCACUUGAUCCAGCACGAGCGCACGCACACGGGCGAGAAGCCCUUCGUGUGCGCGCUCUGCGGCGCCGCCUUCAGCCAGGGCUCCUCGCUGUUUAAGCACCAGCGUGUGCACACGGGCGAGAAGCCCUUCGCCUGCGCACAGUGUGGCCGCGCCUUCAGCCACAGCUCCAACCUGACCCAGCACCAGCUUCUGCACACGGGCGAGCGGCCCUUCCGCUGUGGGGACUGCGGCAAGGCCUUCGCCAAGGGCGCUGUGCUGCUGAGCCACCGGCGCAUUCACACGGGCGAGAAGCCCUUCGUGUGCACGCAGUGUGGUCGCGCCUUCCGUGAGCGGCCGGCCCUCUUCCACCACCAGAGGAUCCAUACCGGUGAGAAGACCGCCCGGCGAUCCAGGGCCGGCCUGCAGCCCCAGGCCAGGUCUGUUUCUGGGGCAUCAGAAGGUGCCCCAGCGAAGGAAAGCGAGCCCACUCCCGCCUUGGGCCCAGCCGCAGUCUCGGAGCCAGCGGAGGUCUGAGGUCACAGGUUGCAGCCCUGGCCUUCUGUGAAUCCCUUCCACAGCUAAAGGGCAUAUGUCCUCUGCAGAUCCACAGCAGAGAAAAAGCCUUGUACUUGCUAGUCAGGGACAAAGGAGCCCCUUUGGCUGUGAUUUCAUUUGCACGUGGGGACAGGAUUUGCCAGUAUCUGCAUCCCCAAAGAAGUAGCACUGUAGAAAUAUCAGCGGGAGGACAUGGUGGCUGAAAGUCUAGUGGGGCCGGGACUAUUCAGAACCAGCAGGAGGCUGACAGUCACAGCGCUGCAAUGUGGUAUUGCUUCAUGUGUUAUGACAGUGGAUGCUAAGGUGAGGGGCAUGCGGACAUAGGUUGUGUGAUCCAGAGAAACUUAUCUGCACACAAACUAGGUGCUGGAUAGAUGCUGAGGGCAUUCUCCUCCCCCCGCCCCCACCCAUUACCACUGCCUCUGUUCAUCCAAGGCUUCCUAGGGGCCAGCCUAGCAGACAGGAGACCACAAGUGAUGGGAUCAGGGUGUGAGCUCAGAGUGUCAGCCACCCCCUCUGGGGAAAAAGAAAAGGUUUGGGUCUACUGAACAUCAUGUUUUCAGAUACUGACAGGUGGGGUCCUAAUGAGAGCCAACAGGUGCUCACUGUCAGCUCCUGUCCUAAGUGCUGGGAAAUUUCUCUUGAAUCCCUGAGAGAUGGCUGCUGUGGCUGGUAUCCCCCCUUGGAAGAUGAGGAAACUGAGGGACACAGAGGUGGAGGUGAGUUGCCAUGGCACACAGCGGAGCUGGGACCCAAGCCCAGGUGGACUGACCCAGCGUCCAGAUACCUCAUCUCCUGGGCUGCACUGUGGCCAGGUGUGAAAGCCUGUCCUGGCUUCACACACACAGCCGACUCAGGAUAGGGAUGCCCAUGGGGGAACAUGUGGCUCUCAGCAUUGGAAGGACAGAGCUAGGAUGAUGGCUUUCCAGUGGCACUUGCUCAGGUUUUGGUCCAAGUCUCAGCUUGGCCAAGGCCUGUCACUGACUUGUUUACCAAAAUCGAUGUGAUGAGGAGCCUUUACUUCUGAGGGGACAAUGUUAACUUCAGACAAGAUGAAGCUGCUCAUUUUUGCUGGGUUUGGUGGCCACUUCCCCACACCCCCGUCUCACCUUACCCCCAUUAUCCCUCCUCAGUUGGAGGCUGGACAGAGAACUGAAUAGGAAUGCCUUGCCAUUACCUAAGGCCAUGCAUGACAUCCUCCUGAGGACCUCCCCACCCCAGUUUAAUGGCCCUGCAUGGCAGAGACAGAAGGGUGGACUGGGGACCAUUUGCUUCCUGUGGCCUUCAGCAGACCAGGCCCUGUCCUUACCUGGAGCGUCACCUCCAAGGAAAUUCAAGGUCUCUAAUGGGAAAAAAAAAAAAGACUAGUGUCUGCAACUCGGAGUAGGUGUUGCAGUUUCCUGUACAGCUGUUUGGACUGCCACAGCACAGCUUGUCCCUACUCCAGAGCAUGGUUCAGUUUUUAGUAACAGUUCAAAGAGCUUCUCUGAUAAAGCUUUCUUUUUAAA